This is a messenger RNA of Hypomesus transpacificus, 1729 nucleotides long. It is a transcript of the gene nanog, whose product is annotated as nanog homeobox. The transcript has 4 exons. Lineage: Eukaryota; Metazoa; Chordata; Actinopteri; Osmeriformes; Osmeridae. Gene Ontology annotation, biological process: regulation of transcription by RNA polymerase II. Bases 1 to 1203 code for a protein of 400 amino acids. Gene Ontology annotation, molecular function: RNA polymerase II cis-regulatory region sequence-specific DNA binding; DNA-binding transcription factor activity, RNA polymerase II-specific. The record is from RefSeq and is a predicted model, not a curated record.
AUGGCAGACUGGAAGAUCCCAGUUAACUACAACUACAACCCGUCCUACCACGCGUACGCAUAUGGUCUCAUGUACCAAACGGGAUCCGAGCAAAAUAACUCAAACUUACCGGGUUGGGCCGAGGCCGCGUAUCAAACGGGGGCUAAUGGAGGCUACUAUUCGAAUCCGCAGCUCGCGGCGCCGCAGCAAGAAUCGCCACCCCGGAGCCCAGAACACAUCGCUGUAAAUAACGUCCAUUACCCAGGACCGGGUGUCCUGUAUUUUGGCGACUCUCACAUGCAGACCGGGCGGCUUUUCCUGUCCCACAACCGGACCGAACUUGAUGAAAGGAUUAAAGUUGAGCACGUAAAUAGCGACCCCCCAACAAGUGAUUCUGAGGCUCACACAUCGCCAGACUCUUGGAGUUCAGGGAGCAACAGAGGCUUUGUUCCUCAGACCCACCCUGCCGACUGGAAGCGGGACGAUCCGGGCGAGGAGACAGACGGCGGGAGCCCUGGAAACGUAUCCAGCUCUCUGCCUGAAGAAGACCCCAUUCCUCCGGGCGGCGAGGCGGUCAGUAACCCCGGACCCGUUCCCCUGUCGACAUCGAAGACGAAACCCAAGGCGCGGGCGGCCUUCUCCGAUAGCCAAAUGACCGCCCUGACCCACCGGUUCAGCAUGCAGAGAUACCUCACCCCGGUGGAGAUGAAAACGAUGGCAAGGCUGACCGGGCUGACGUACAAACAGGUGAAGACCUGGUUCCAGAACCGGAGGAUGAAGCUUAGGAGACACCAGAAGGACAAUAGCUGGGUGUCUGAGAGGUACACAGGCCCAGCAGGCUACCCCAGCACCCCCACAGGCCCAGCAGGCUACCCCAGCACCCCAACAGGCCCAGCAGGCUACCCCAGCACCCCCACAGCCAACCAGUUUCCAGCCGGUCCUCAGACUCCAGACUACUACACCCACCCGAUGAGGGAAUCAGGACAGAGCGUCUCCAAGCUGCCCUACUACCCCGGUCCUGGGGCCUACCCUGCCCCUCCUCCCCCCUCCCCCCAGCCCGGGCCCCGCUCCCUGGCCCCCUGCUGGCCUCGGCCCCCUGCUGUCACCCACUACCAGUACACCCACCCUGGCUACAGCCCCGCGGAGGCCGUCUCCAUCACCAGCAUGAACAGAGACGAGGGGAACCCUGUCCUCCCCGGGCCCCCCCACGAGGCCGGCCUUUAGACGCCAGGAACACCACACAUUUCCCUUGUGGUUUUUUUGCCUUGUAAAGUUUCCAUGGGCUGUUUACAAUGAAAUGGGUGUCAGUAGUUCUGCCAUCUAUUCAAUGGAGUGUUAAUGUUAGUGUCAUGAGCUAGGAGGUUUUUUUAUUGGUCAUAUCUUUUUAUAUUUGUAUACCAUGUCUAUCAAAGUUCUUACCAGAGUAUUUAUAGUGGAUGUGUUCUCUGCAGUGUGCCUGGAGCAGCUUGUUUAAUUCCAUCUAGACUUGUAUAAGGAACUGCCACACGUCUGAUGUGUACACAUCUUAUUGCACUGAAUGGUUGUCAUUCCAAGUCCCAAAGGUGAAAGAGCUGCUCCCCUUUCAGCUUAACAGGUUUUUAUUUGGGUUGGCUUAUUUUUUUUAAAUAUAAACCCUGGUUGGUUUCCCUUUUGUUGGAAACGGUUUUAAAUAAACAUCAAUGAUUUUGGCCUGGUGUUCAUAAGAUCUGAUUUGGAAUGUUUUUUUGUUUGUUUUUUACUCAAAUGGAAA